AUGCUCCGGCUCCUGAGGCUGCUGCUGUUGCUGCUGCUGCCUCCCCCGGGGUCCCCCGAGCCUUCCGAGCCCCCGGGCCUGGCCUCGUUGUCGCCGGGGGCGCCUCCCCAGGCUCCCGACUUGCUCUACGCGGACGGGCUGCGAGCCUACUCCGCCGGGGCUUGGGCGUCCGCGGUGGCGCUGCUGCGAGAGGCGCUGCGGAGCCGGACGGCGCUGGGCCGCGCGCGGCAGGACUGCGGGGCGAGCUGUGCCGCCGAGUCCGACGCCGCGCUCCCCGCCCAGCUCCUCGGCGACCCGCAGCCUGCCUCGGGGCCCGGGGCCUGGGAGCCGCUGCUCCUGCACGCCACGCUCCGCCGCGCCGAGUGCCUGACCCAGUGCGCGGCACGCAGGCUGGGCCCGGGGGGUACGGCGAGACUCCGAGUGGGGAGCGCGCUGCGGGAUGCCUUCCGCCGACGGGAGCCUUACAACUACCUGCAGAGGGCCUACUACCAGUUGAAGAAGCUGGACCUGGCAGCUUCUGCAGCACACACCUUCUUUGUGGCAAACCCAACACACUUGCAGAUGCGGGAAGACAUGGCUAAGUACAGAAGAAUGUCUGGGAUUCGACCCCAGAGCUUCCAGGAUCUGGAGACGCCCCUAUACUGGGCAGCCUAUGACACUGGCCUGGAGCUACUGGGGCAGCAGGAGGCAGCCCUGGCACUGCCCAAGCUAGAGGAGGCCCUCCAAGGGAGCCUGGCCCAUAUGGAGAGCUGUCGUGCAGGCUGUGAGGGGCCUGAGGAACAGCAGGGGCCAGGAGAGGAGGAGGAAGAAGGGAGCCAGGGGGGCCUGUAUGAAGCCAUUGCAGGACACUGGAUCCGGGUUCUGCUGUGCCGGCAGCACUGUGUGGCAGAUGCAGCCACCCGUCCUGGUCGCAGCUUCCCUGUCCCUGACUUCCUUCCCAGCCAGCUGAGGGGACUGCAUGAGGCCUAUGCUCAGGUAGGGAACGUGUCUAAGGCCGUGGAAAAUGCCCUGAGUGUCCUGCUCUUCUACCCAGAGGACGAGGCUGCCAAAAAGGCUCUGAAACAGUACCAAACUCAGUUGGGAGAGCCAAGACCCGGCCCGGGACCACGAGAGGACAUCCAGCGCUUCGUUCUUCGAUCCCUCGGGGAGAAGAGACAACUCUAUUAUGCCAUGGAGCACCUGGGCACCAGCUUCCAGGACCCGGAUUCUUGGACCCCAGCAGCAUUCAUCCCUGAGGCACUGAGAGAGAAGCUCAGAGAGGAUCAAGAGAAGAGGCCCUGGGACCAUGAGCCUCCACAGCCCAAGUCCAUGACUUACUGGAAGGAUGUCCUUCUCCUGGAGGGUGUAACCCUCACCCAGGAUGCCCAGCAGCUGAAUGGGUCGGAGCGAGCUGUGUUGGAUGGACUGUUAACUCCAGCUGAGUGUGGAGUUCUACUGCAGUUGGCCAAGGACGCAGCUGAGGCUGGAGCCAGGUCUGGGUAUCGGGGUCGCCGCUCACCUCACAGUCCCCAUGAACGCUUUGAGGGGCUCACAGUGCUCAAGGCUGCUCAGCUGGCCCGGGCUGGGACUGUGGGCAGGCCAGCUGCUAAGUUGCUUCUGGAGGCGAGUGAGCGAGUGCGGACCUUGACCCAGGCUUACUUCUCCCCAGAAAGGCCACUGCAUCUUUCCUUCACCCACCUGGUGUGCCGAAGUGCCAUCGAAGGUGAACAAGAGCAGCGCAUGGACCUGAGUCACCCAGUGCAUGCGGACAACUGUGUCCUGGAUCCCGACACUGGUGAAUGCUGGCGGGAGCCCCCAGCCUACACCUAUCGAGACUAUAGUGGACUCCUCUACCUCAAUGAUGACUUCAAAGGAGGCGACCUGUUCUUCACACAGCCCAACGCCCUCACUGUUACGGCUCAGGUUCGUCCUCGAUGUGGGCGCCUUGUGGCCUUCAGCUCUGGUGGUGAGAAUCCUCAUGGUGUAUGGGCUGUGACACACGGACGGCGUUGUGCCCUGGCACUGUGGCACACAUGGGCGCCUGAGCACAGGGAGCAGGAGUGGGUAGAAGCCAAAGAGCUGCUGCAGGAGGAAGGGGAGGAGGAGGAAGAGGAGGAAGAGGAAGAAAUUCUCAGCAGAGACCCUUCCCCAGAACCCCCAAGCCACAAGCUUCAGCGGGCCCAAGACAAGGCUGGGAAGCUACUCCGGGUCCGAGAGGAGCUGUGACUGGCUGAGCCAACUUCUUAGGGAUAUGGCCACUUGACUUGGGAAGGAACCAAUGCGAAGGCCUGUGUGACAUCAGGAACAGAGUAGUAGCAUGCCCUGUCUCUUCAGUCUACCAUCGUGGAGACCUACAAGGGCCACCAAGCCCUGGACUCAUAAGCUUACUACACAGACUUAGACUAGAGCCCAACAGGCCCAGAAGCCAGAUCUGGCCCAGGCUGAGGGACCUGCAGGGUCGCUAGGGCAGACAAAGAUCAUUAUGCCUCCCUGAAAGGCAUGGCAAGGAUUGAAGGCUAACUCCUAAUAAGGAAGACACAGAGGAGACAAUCCCAUCCUCUCCCAACCUGUGCAAUAAAGAACAUGAUCCCCA
Molecule: messenger RNA, 2572 nt
Organism: Peromyscus eremicus (cactus mouse)
Lineage: Eukaryota; Metazoa; Chordata; Mammalia; Rodentia; Cricetidae
Gene: P3h3
Product: prolyl 3-hydroxylase 3
Exons: 15
Coding region: 1-2205 (734 amino acids)
Biological process (GO): collagen metabolic process
Cellular component (GO): endoplasmic reticulum
Molecular function (GO): procollagen-proline 3-dioxygenase activity; L-ascorbic acid binding; protein binding
Source: RefSeq, a predicted model, not a curated record